AUGGGUGGCGUGGCCCCAAGGUUCCUCUUCCUCCUCGCCACUCCCCUCCCUCUUCUCCGCCGCCACCACCACCACCGCAACCUCUUUCUCCUCUCUUCCCAUUCCCUCCGUCUCUCUUCUUCUCCUUCUUCACUCUCUUUCUCAUCUUCACCUCUCCCACUCAAACUCAGAGCUUCCCAAGCUUCUUCUCGCUCCUCCUCUCCAUGGCCAGAGUGGUCCUCUUUCCUCUCUCACAUCUCCUCAGCCGGCUACCUCUCUUCCCUCCCCGACGAUGCCUUCGCCACCGUCGCCGGACACCUCUCUCACUCCUUCCUCCGCGACGCCACCGCUUGCUUGGCCUUCGCGCGCGACCGCCCUAACCUUCUCAGGUUGCUUUCUACGAGAGACAUUGCGACCGUAGUUGAGCACGGCUCCCCCUUUCUCUUCCGCGACGCCGACGAUUCCAUCAGGAAGAUGAAGUCCUUUCUGUCCAACGGUGACGCCAAUGUGUUGGAAACUGAUAGAGCAAAUACGGUUGACCUAAUGAAGUUUUUGCUGAGUUAUGCAAGUGAUCCAUUUGUCCCUUCAGAAGGGAACAGUCUCAAUAAAAGAAAUCUUAUUGAGUCAUCUGUCAGAAAUCUCUUUGGUGAACUUUUCAAGCUGAGUUAUAGUGCGCCUCCACCAAACUCUUUUGAUUCAGUGCAAAGUCAAAUGAGUGGAAGAUUCGGACAAACAAGGCCUCCUGGACAAAAAAUUGAAAUGAAGAGGGGUGAUUGGAUUUGCCCAAGGUGUAAUUUCAUGAAUUUUGCACGAAAUAUCAAAUGUCUUGAGUGCGAAGAAGCAAGGCCACAAAGGCAACUUGCUGGAGGUGAAUGGGAAUGUCCUCAGUGUGAUUUCUAUAACUACGGGAGGAACAUGAAUUGCUUGAGGUGUGAUUGCAAGCGACCUGGACAAAUAUCUUUGGGUGCCCCCAAUACCAUGUCAAAUAUGGAGUAUGAAAAUGGAAACAAUCCUAAUACAUCAGAUUUUGAUGCUAGGUUAGCUGCCAAUGAAGAAAAGGCACAGCGUUGGUUUAGCAAGGUUUCUCAACAAGACAGCAGUGCUGAUAUUAACAGUGUGAUAGCAGAUGAAGAUUUUCCUGAAAUAAUGCCACUGAGGAAAGGAGUAAAUAGAUUUGUCGUGAGUACGAGAAAGAUUCCACUGGAGCGGAGGUUGGCUGAUGCUCGAUUCAAGAGAAACUUGUCCAAUAAUGAUAUUCCUGGGAUUGAGGAUUUUAAAGCUGGCGAGCCAAUCAAGUUCCAUGACAAUCUUGAUGACAUGCCAGGUCAUUCAGCUGGCCUUCCUCAAUUUGACAAUAACAGCAUUGUUGCUGAACCAAAUGCUAGUGAAGAGUGGCAACCUUCUUUUGCUAGCAAUACUUCACAUUUUAAAAAUGUACAGGGGAGCUACACUAGUACUGUUCCUCCCAGUCCAUCGUCUGCACUUGCCCCAAAGUCUGAUAACUUGCUUGGAGAGGAGAGCAAAAAGGUGGUAUUAGACACCGAUAUGGGAUAUACUAGUUUGGGACCCCGUUCACAACUUUCUAAUAAUUCUACAAAUAUCAGAGAGGACAAGGAGAAAGAACAAGUUGAAAAAUCUGAGAGAUGGUUUAAAAAGGUUGCUGAGCUGAACGAUUUUCCUGAUAUAACAAGUGCAAUUUCUGAUGAGGAUUUCCCUGAAAUAAUGCCUAUGCGAAAAGGAGAAAAUCGAUUUGUUGUUAGCAAGAAAAAGGAUCGUUCUUUGACAACACCAGCAUAUAAGAGACAAGCGGCCAUGGAUCAAGCUAGCAAAACCAACUUUGUCCCCUUUGUUCCCUUCCCCCCGGAUUACUUUGCCAAAAAGGACAAGCUGCAAGCAGAUGGAACAGAUUCAACAGAUAGGUCUGAUGAUGGUAAAUCUUCCAUAUCUAAGGUGGCAGAGAAGGCUGCUGAGAUGUCAGAUGACCCUAGAACUAAACCAGGACAUAGUCCAAAGCCUUCCGAACAGAGCUCAAAUUACAAUGAUGUUGGCUCAAUGCAUGUGGCAGGAACCAGUGGAAAUUCAAGUCAGAGUUCCAAUCAAGAUCAUGUUCCAAAUUUGACUGGGAGUUCAUCCCCAGGUACAGCAUCUGAGAGCCAGAGUGGUAGGGCAGAGUGGACAGGAAAGAGUUUGGAGGGGUCAGCCGUAAAGGAACCAGAUCCUUUGGACAUGUCAGAGGAGGCAAAGGCAGAGAGGUGGUUCCGGCGAGUCGCACAGAUUAAGGAUAUUUCUGAGCUCAGUCAGAUUCCAGAUGAAGAUUUUCCUUCAAUAAUGCCUAUGCGCAAAGGGGUGAACAGAUUUGUUGUAAGCAAGAGGAAAACGCCAUUGGAAAGGAGAUUGAUAUCUCAACAGGGCCGAAUAAAUCUUCCAACUGUGAGCUCAGAUCCAAGUAAAAAUGAAAAUGAAGGUAGCUGA
This is a messenger RNA of Sphenostylis stenocarpa, 2451 nucleotides long. NCBI's taxonomy places the organism in Eukaryota, Viridiplantae, Streptophyta, Magnoliopsida, Fabales, Fabaceae. The record is from the annotation of a GenBank genome assembly.